This is a messenger RNA of Lutra lutra (Eurasian river otter), 3529 nucleotides long. It is a transcript of the gene PDXK, whose product is annotated as pyridoxal kinase. Gene Ontology annotation, molecular function: pyridoxal kinase activity. Bases 137 to 1075 code for a protein of 312 amino acids. Lineage: Eukaryota; Metazoa; Chordata; Mammalia; Carnivora; Mustelidae. The transcript is spliced from 11 exons. The record is from RefSeq and is a predicted model, not a curated record. Gene Ontology annotation, biological process: pyridoxal 5'-phosphate salvage. Gene Ontology annotation, cellular component: cytosol.
GCCCCGAGCCGAGCGCCUGCCCCGAGCCGAGCGCCUGCCCCGAGCCGAGCGCCUGCCCCGAGCCGAGCGCCUGCGCCGCGCCGAGCCGAGCCGAGCCCCGCGGGCGGCGGACACGCGCGGCCGCGGCGGGCCCGGCAUGGAGGCGGAGUGCCGGGUGCUCUCCAUCCAGAGCCACGUCGUCCGCGGCUACGUGGGCAACCGGGCGGCCACGUUCCCGCUGCAGGUUUUGGGAUUUGAGGUUGAUGCACUGAACUCCGUCCAGUUUUCCAACCACACAGGCUACGCACACUGGAAGGGUCAAGUGCUGAACUCCGAUGAGCUGCACGAGCUCUACGAGGGUCUGCAGCUGAACAGCGUGAACAAGUAUGACUACGUGCUCACGGGUUACACGAGGGACAAGUCCUUCCUGGCCUCGGUGGUGGACAUUGUGCGGGAGCUGAAGAAGCAGAACUCCAAGCUGGUGUAUGUGUGCGACCCGGUGAUGGGCGACGAAUGGAAUGGCCAAGGCUCCAUGUACGUGCCCGAGGACCUCCUUCCGGUUUACAAAGAGAAGGUCGUGCCGCUUGCAGACAUCAUAACCCCCAACCAGUUCGAGGCUGAGUUACUGAGUGGCAGAAAGAUCCACAGUCAGGAAGAAGCCUUGUCGGUCAUGGACGAGCUGCACGCCAUGGGCCCGGACACGGUGGUCAUCACCAGCUCCAACCUGCCGUCCCCGAGGGGCAGUGACUACCUGAUCGCGCUGGGGAGCCAGAGGAUUCGGAACCCCGACGGCUCCGUGGUGACAGAGCGCAUCCGCAUGGAGAUGCACAGGGUCGACGCGGUCUUUGUGGGCACUGGGGACCUCUUUGCCGCCAUGCUCCUGGCGUGGACACACAAACACCCCAGCAAUCUCAAGGUGGCCUGUGAGAAGACUGUGUCUGCCAUGCACCACGUCCUACAGCGAACCAUCAGAUGUGCAAAAGCCCAGGCAGUGGGAGGGCUGAAGCCCAGCCCGGCACAGCUGGAGCUGAGGAUGGUCCAGAGCAAAAAGGACAUCGAAAACCCGGAGAUCGUGGUCCAGGCCACGGUGCUGUGAGGCCCCUGGGCCACCCGCCCCCAACGCACAGCGUGUGGUGUCUCCCUUGUCGUCCUGUGAACACGUAGCGUCUGCCUUAGAGCUGUGACUGAAACUUGGUCUUCUUUUUCUUUCAUGAGUGUCCAGUAUCCACCGGUCUUAAUUGUGAAAACGUGCUGGUCGUGCUUUUCAGGAGUAACAAAGCAAUCACAGAAAUCUGUAAUUUGGGGAACGUAGCUCCUCACGGCUCUCCUGGCUCAGGGCGCCAUGUGUCCCGACCCAAGUAGCCUAGGGCUGCGGAAGCCCAGGCUGUAGGUGUCCACGAGGAACCCUUGGGUUUUAACCAUUUGCGCCUGGAAGGGUCUUGCCAAAUCUCUGUGUUGUCUUUCUGACCGACCCUCUCUGCUCCCACUUCAGGCGUCUUGGUUGUCACUUAGCCGUUGGGGAGGUCGCCGGGGAAGGUUGUCCCAUGGGGACCGUUUAACACCAGCUGGCCCGGCACACAUGGGCACUGUGCGGUCACGCUGGGGGGCACCUUUCCAGGACCCAAACAUUCAGGUGGUCUGCAUGUGUUGUGCCCAUCCAUGGGACCAGGGACCUGCAAGUUGACAUGACAGAGACGAGGAAAGGUCCUGUGGGUUGGGGACAGCUUGUGGGAGCACUAGCACAUUGUGCUCCCUAGUCAAUGACACGGCAGGUCGAGUAUACACUGUGUUUGCCCCCUGUUGCAGGGAACAGGUGUGUCGCACACGGAGCCAGGGCAGAGAUGGGUGCAGGAGGGCAGAGGGGGACAGCUGCCCCUCCCCGCUGCCUCUGCCUUCUGUGCCACCCGGAAGCUGGGAAGCAAGAGGCGGGUCGAAAAGCCAGCUGCAGCUGUGCCCAGCCCUCGCAGGGUAGGGUGUUGGACCCCAGGGAGGGACUGGGGCACAGUGCCAGAGGAGCGGCUCCCAGUAGCCGCUGACGGAGGCCACAGCCGAGGCCUGGGCACCAGGCUGGUUGUCUGCUGCCGGGGUGGUCUGUCUGGCCCCACUUGGCCCAGAAUUUUGAGGACUCCCAGGUGUAGCUGUGAGGAGGGAGGCGUGCCCGUCCCGUAGACUCGGCCUGCCUCGAUCGCAGCUCCCAGCCCCUGAGCCCCCGUCCCUCUGUGUGUGGGGGUGCAGAGGUCCUCCUCUCCCGGGAGCCCCCUUGCGCACGUCCCACAGGCAGGUCCUGUCCUACGGCCCACACCCCCGCUGCGGCAGUUCCCCAUGACCUCCAGAACCACUGCCACCCCCUUGGCGCGGUGUUUCCACUCCGGUGAGGACGUCCCGAAACAAAAGCCGGCCUCCGUGUUCUAUCCGCUUUUCUUUUUCCCUGUCCUUCCACGUCCUGAGUGUCCUCACUCGCGCAGCAGUACCCGGUGGCUGUGCCCGGGCUCGGGGUUCGCGGCUCCCAUGGCGGGCGCGGGUCAGGGCAUGUGUCCCUGUCCUGUGUCCUGGUUCUGAGGACCGGGCUCCACUUAGCCCUGGGGCAGAGCCUGGCUGCCUGUCACUGCCAAGCAGAGCUGGGGAGACGGCCACGCCACCAGCCAGCAAAGGAAGGUUUUUUCCCCCUCUUUUUUAAUACUGAGAGCGAGGGUAAGAUGGGAAGGAUCCUGAGUGUGUGUGUGCCUGCAGUGCAAUGGCAGAAAAGCCUCCGCACUGCUACGGUGGGGGCUGGAGGGGCUCGCUGGGUCUGUUCGGUGGCCUUGGGGAGCCCCCUGCAAACACUGUCCGUCUGCCUGUUCACCUCUUAUUUCAGAGGCUCAGCCUUUGUGCCCCCCUGACUUCCUUCACUGGUACUAUAUGUACAAAGCCUCCUGCCCCCUCAUCAGCUUUCUGGCGGGGUCCCGGGCGUCUUCCUCUGUCCCUCUGACUCUGAAGCCCCAAGCACUGGGAGAGGUGGUGUCUUGUGCCCUGGCACCCAGCAGCAGGAACCUGGUGUCCUGAGAGCCUCUGCAGAGUGCGGGGCUCCUGUAGAAACGGUGUCCGGUUCCGUCAGCUUCCGUGGGAGACCAUCCAACCCUCCAGCUCCCAGCAAGGUGUGUGUGUCCCAUGCUGCCGCUGAGCCCGUGCGAUUCUGGGCUCUGUCCUCCGUGCACCCAGAGCCCCCGGCUUGUCUUGCUUACGAUUUCCCAUCCAGAAGUGCACGUGGUCGUUAGUGGUGUUUUUAUACAGGUUGGGUCCAGAUUAGAAUUAAUCUUUGUUUCUAUUUUCCAUAGUCUAGUAACACGUGAAGUAAUAAUUAUAUAUUUUAAGAUGAGAGAUGUAUUGGUCUUAAAUCACCUGCUUAUGACCAGAUUACAGAUUUCAGUAGUUCUUCAAAGCUUCUGUAGACCUUAAAAAUCAAUUACAAAAUACCCUUUUUUAAAAAAUAUUUUCAGAUCAUUGCCGAGUCCUGCUGAGGUGAUCGUGUUAAUCUGCAUUAUUUUUGUAAUACAUGUCAGCGGUGGUAAAA